Molecule: messenger RNA, 1448 nt
Organism: Lolium rigidum
Lineage: Eukaryota; Viridiplantae; Streptophyta; Magnoliopsida; Poales; Poaceae
Product: dihydrolipoyllysine-residue acetyltransferase component of acetoin cleaving system-like
Exons: 6
Coding region: 1-1380 (459 amino acids)
Cellular component (GO): chloroplast envelope
Molecular function (GO): catalytic activity
Source: RefSeq, a predicted model, not a curated record
AUGCGGAUGCUCCUCCCGCUCCGGCCCCCGCCGCCCGCCGUCGCAAACCAUCUCUCAACCGUGCAGAGCCGUCCUCCUCCGCUGCUCCGCUCUCGCCGCGCGGCCGGUCCUCCCCCGCCAUCCGCCGCCGCCGCCGAGUUCCCUGCCGGACCGGUUCCGGGCGCUGGUGCGCAGAUGCCGCCGCGCCGGCGCCGGACCGUGGCCGGCAUCGACCAGGACGACCUCCUCGACCCGGAAGCGCUCGCCGACCCGGACAGCUGCUUCUACGAGAUCAACGGCGUCAGGGUCCACCACAAGGUCUGCGCCCACGACAACGACGGCGACCAGUCCCCAGGCUCCUCCGUCGCGAGGACUAAAAUCGGGCUGCCCAUAGUGCUGCUGCACGGCUUCGGCGCGUCGGUGUUCUCCUGGAGCCGCGUCAUGCGGCCGCUCGCCCGCAUCGCCGGCGCCAAGGUUCUCGCCUUCGACCGGCCGGCGUUUGGCCUGACUUCCCGGGCUGGCUGGUCCGGCGAUGACACCAAGCCCCUCAACCCCUACUCCAUGGCCUUCUCGGUCAUGGCCACAUUGGCGUUCAUAGACCAACUCGGCACCGGGAAGGCCGUUCUUGUCGGGCACUCAGCUGGUUGCUCUGUCGCUGUGGAAGCAUACUUCGAGGCGCCGGAGCGGGUGGCGGCGCUUGUGCUGGUUGCACCGGCAAUUUUCGCACCAUCAAAGAAAGGCAACCCGGACAGCGGCGUCGGGGAGCAGCAAGGGCCGGAGGAUAAGGAUUCUGAUGAUAGCAGUGCACCAUCAAAUCCAUUUGCUAGGAUUUGGACAGGAUUUCUUGGCAUGUUUAUGUGGCUUGCAGGGCUUAUUCUGAAGGCGGCAAUGGCUGUGCAGGAUAUGGUCAGUGCUUUGUCUCGUAAAGUUCUUGUCGCUUUUCUCCGAUCUUCACUAGCGGCGGCUAUGGUGAGAUUGGUCAUGGAUAAAUUCGGCGUAACGGGUGUCCAUAAUGCAUGGUAUGACCCAAGCAAAGUAACUGACCAUGUUAUUCAAGGCUACACCAAGCCACUAAGAUCCAGGGGCUGGGAGAAGGCUCUGUUGGAGCACACUAUAUCCAUGAUCACAGAUACACCCAAGUCAAAAGUGCCCGUCUCAAAGAGGCUCUCUGAAAUCUCAUGCCCAGUGCUAGUGGUGACUGGUGACACCGACCGACUUGUUCCAGCUUCGAAUGCUGAACGCUUAGCACGCGCCAUUCCUGGUGCGACAUUUGAGGUGAUCAAGAAUUGUGGGCACUUGCCCCAGGAGGAACGAGCUGAAGAAUUUCUUUCAGCCGUCGAACGAUUCCUUCAGGGAGCUUUUGGAACUCCAGUUGAGCAAAUGUUCCAACCAGCUGUGUGAUUAUCCAUGCUCCUAAAUGCAUAUGCAGAAAACAUGGACAUGCAGCCCUGUCUCAACAGGGGUAAAGA